GUCAGCUGGGGGUGUCGUUUUGAUAGUGAUAGGACAGCAGCAACGAUUUCAGCAACACAGGCAGUGAGGCAGUGUAAGUUUGUCAAUUGAAGUGUUUGGGGGACGUUACAGAGCAAUAAGAAGAUUCUUGAUUUUUUCGGGUAUAAAUAGCAAUAAACAUUUUCUGUGGUAUAUCUUAUACAGAAAAAUGUCCCUAGCAACGGAAACUGUAGCCACAACUGUGUACGAGGGCCAGAAGCCAGGCACCAGUGGAUUACGCAAAAAGGUUAAAGUAUUUACCCAGGCAAACUAUACGGAAAACUUUGUCCAAUGUAUUUUGGAUGCUAAUGGAGAUGCCCUUAAAGGCUCCACGUUAGUGGUUGGUGGUGAUGGCCGUUUCUAUUGCAAAGAGGCUGCCGAAUUAAUUAUACGCAUGUGUGCUGCCAAUGGGGUUGGUAAAUUAUUGGUAGGUCAAAAUGGCAUACUAUCAACCCCUGCUGUAUCAAGUUUGAUACGUCAUCACAAGGCAUUGGGUGGCAUUGUCCUGACUGCAUCUCACAAUCCUGGUGGCCCCGAAAACGAUUUCGGCAUCAAGUUUAAUUGUGAAAAUGGUGGCCCAGCUCCCGACGCUUUUACAAAUAAAAUCUAUCAACUUUCAACUGCCAUCAAAGAGUACAAAAUUGUCAAAGGUCUGCCGGUGGAUAUUACCAAAGUCGGUACUACCACACACACCGUUAACAAUCAACCAUUUGUUGUUGAAGUUAUCGAUUCAGUGGCCAAUUAUGUUAAUCACAUGAAGGAGAUUUUCGAUUUUGCCAAACUCAAGGAUUAUGUUAGCGGCAAAACGUCGGGAAAACCAUUGAAAAUGCGUAUCGAUUCUUUGAAUGGUGUCACCGGAUCCUAUGUAAGAGAGAUCUUCUUAAAUUGUUUGGGUGCCAGUGAACAGUGUGUGGUGCACACAACUCCGUUGCCUGACUUUGGUGGUUUACAUCCGGAUCCAAACUUGACAUACGCCAAGGAUUUGGUAGAUGCCGUGGCAAAUGGAGAUUAUGAUAUUGGUGCUGCCUUUGAUGGUGAUGGUGAUCGUAAUAUGAUAAUUGGCCAUAAGGCUUUCUUUGUUACCCCCAGCGAUUCUUUGGCUGUUAUUGCCCAUUACUUGGAGUGUAUUCCUUAUUUCCAAAAGAAUGGUAUUCAAGGUUUUGCCAGAAGUAUGCCAACUGCCUCGGCUGUCGAUUUGGUGGGCAAAAAGUUGGGCAAGGAGGUAUUUGAAGUACCCACUGGCUGGAAAUAUUUUGGUAACCUAAUGGAUGCCGGUCGUUUGUGUCUGUGUGGCGAAGAAAGUUUCGGUACAGGCUCAAACCAUAUACGUGAAAAGGAUGGCAUUUGGGCUGUUUUGGCCUGGUUAUCCAUUAUGCAACACACCGGCAAGGGUAUUGAAGAUAUUUUGAAGAAUCAUUGGUCGGUCUACGGCCGUAACUAUUUCACCCGUUACGAUUAUGAAGAGUGUGAAUUGGAUCCAUGCAAUGAAAUGAUGGCAACGAUGGAGAAAACUAUUACCGAUCCCUCUUUUGUGGGUAAGGAAUUCUCCAGUGGUGGCAAGAGCUACAAAGUCAAAGUUGCCGAUAACUUCGCCUACACUGAUCCCGUUGAUAAGUCCGUGGCCACCAAACAGGGCUUGCGCAUUGUCUUUGAGGAUGGCAGUCGUAUUGUUAUGCGUUUAAGUGGAACUGGCAGCAGUGGUGCUACUGUGCGAUUGUAUAUUGAUUCCUAUGAAAAGGAUAAUGUUUUAGGACAAGCCAGUGUAAUGUUGAAACCCUUGAUUGAUAUUGCCUUGGAAAUAUCACAAUUGCCUAAAUUCACCGGUCGCAAUGCCCCCACCGUUAUUACAUAAAUUUGUCUAUGUUCGGUCAGGAACACACCAACAAGCAACUACCUCAUAUUUAGUAGAGGUAUAUGUUGAUUAUUUUUCUUUGAAUUUAAACCGCGGCCCAAAUGUUUUUGGUUGUAAAAUUAAUUUUAUUGUUAUAAUGCAUUUGUUUUAGUAGACUAUUAAAUAUAUUUAAUAAACAAAAUACAUAUAAAUUUAAAAAA
Messenger RNA from Musca domestica (house fly), 2070 nucleotides. It is a transcript of the gene Pgm1, whose product is annotated as phosphoglucomutase. The record is from RefSeq and is a predicted model, not a curated record. Bases 188 to 1870 code for a protein of 560 amino acids. Gene Ontology annotation, cellular component: cytosol. Gene Ontology annotation, molecular function: magnesium ion binding; phosphoglucomutase activity. Lineage: Eukaryota; Metazoa; Arthropoda; Insecta; Diptera; Muscidae. The transcript is spliced from 7 exons. Gene Ontology annotation, biological process: carbohydrate metabolic process.